Anneissia japonica is the source of this 4506-nucleotide messenger RNA. RefSeq lists its product as uncharacterized. The transcript has 3 exons. Bases 766 to 4479 code for a protein of 1237 amino acids. Gene Ontology annotation, molecular function: protein binding. NCBI's taxonomy places the organism in Eukaryota, Metazoa, Echinodermata, Crinoidea, Comatulida, Comatulidae. The record is from RefSeq and is a predicted model, not a curated record.
UGAUUAUUGUGGGCCCUCUGUUGACCUGCUUUUUUAUACAUUAAAAUAAAGUACGAUUGUUUAUGGAUGGUCUGUCACUUUCACUUUUUAUCUGUUCGGUCAUGCCUACAGAGAUAAGUGCACGUGGAAAGGCUAAAACAGGGUUAAAGCAGUAGGCCUACAGUAUUACACAUUUUAUUAAAUUAUGGAAGCGUUUCAGCAUUGGAUGCAUCACUCUUCGUCAAUUGACAAACGCAAUUUACACUCCAAUUUCACUAGUGUCUUCGUAAAUCAUAAAGGGCAAGCUAAUGUUUGUCAAUUAACACUACAGUAUGCCUUAUAUGGAUCAGUAUUGGCUGUCUGUGGGUCGUAAGACUGUUUAUGCGCUAACCUGCACCACAGCCUUUGCAAGAAAGGAAAGAUGUUGAAAAUGGCAUUGUUAAGAAGUCUGAAGAUAAAUUGUGCAUCAACAAAACAUAAACUCUAGUGUGCUGAAUGAUCCAUUACUAAAGGAGCCUGUAAAAAGUGGCAAAACAGUAGAAUUACCAGAAGAGAAACCAACAACAAAGGAUGAAAAUUUAAAAGUUAAACCUUUGACUGUUUUCUCAAGUAUUGUAUCCUUUUCAGCGGAUUCAUGAUGUUUUUCUAUCUUUGCGAUUCGCAACAUAUUCCCUGAUGGUGAACGUGUGUACUCGAGAGAUCUGUUUGUAUUCUUAUGAUUUCUGUUGUUUGCUGUGGCCUGUUACUUCACAAUCAAAAACGAAGACAAAAUUUUAAACAGAAACCAUGAGAACCAAACCAGUCACCAUGGAUACACAUGGAAACAAGAACUUUAACAAGCUGGCAUUUAUUCUUCUUAAUAUUGUCACUAAACAUCUCAGAAACAUUUUCAGACAGGAAUGGGACACCCAACAUCCAAGCUACCCCUGGCAAAAUGACAACAACAGUCUCCAGUACCUCAAAGCAAAAGCCAAAAAACCUGGUUCUUGGAAGAGUUGGAAGAAUCCCCCAAAGUCAGGUGACCCAGAUGACUGGGACCUAACUGUCUUAUUCUAUGUGCUUCUAAAUUCUAACACCAUCAAUCUUUCAGUAUCAAGUCAUGAACAAAUCGAUAAACUACGAAAAAUAAGAAAUCAGUACUUUGCGCACCCUCCUAGAGCAUCGAUAAAUGACAAGGACUUCAAAGACAUUUAUCAAGAUAUUAAGAAGUGCAUGAUCAGUCUAAAUUGUUCCAAAGCUGUGCAAAAACAAAUGGAAGAUGUAAAAAAUGAAAUUGUGGAAGUAUCCAAAGAAUACAUGAAGAAAGUGGAAGCAAAACUGUAUGUAAUUGAAAGUGAUCACAACAGGCUUCAUAUGCAACUUUGUAUGUUAUUUCUUUUGGUUGUUAUGAUAUUUUACUUACAUCUAAGCUAUGGCCACAUAGAUUGGUUUACAAGAACAACAUGUAAUAACUCUAGAAUUUUCUUCCCUGAGUCUCGGAAGCCUAGCUAUUACAUAGGCCAUGAUGAUGAAGUAAACACAGGUGCAAUUGUUCUGGCCAAUGGUUCUUACCAGAUGGUCAGCAUUACCGGUCCACCUGCAAUUGGGAAAACAGCAACAGCUGUAGCAGUAGGACACGUCUUGAAGGAUAAUCAUGGUUAUCAAGUGGCCUUUGUGGAUUUCAAAGAAAUAAAUGUGAGCUCCAGUGACAUUAGAACAGAUAUUUACAAAGAUAUAGUUUUGGCCGUAGAUUAUGAAUUGGAAAAUGUGUCUGAUUCAUCGCAAUUUAUAAUGCUGAUGAAGAAAAUAACAACAUGUCCGACAGUUCUAAUUUUUGACAAUAUAGAAAACAUUUUGAACUCCACAUCAAAGGCAUUAUUUUACAAUGUAACAGAAAUUUGUUUGGAAAUUAACAAAAUCAAAAUCCUUACUACAUCUCGAAAAGAUUUUGAUAUCAUUGGAGUGUCGAUAUAUCCAAUAAAACUGGAACCAUUGCCAAUAUCACAGUCAACAGGUGUAUUGGUUUCACUUUUGCCAGGACUUCAACAAAAGAGGUUAGUUAAGAUAAUAGCAGAGAAAACAGGUGGGAUUCCUUUGUUGUUGGAAGUAGCUGCAAGUCUAGUACGUAGCAAGUACUAUGAAGAAGCUGAAUUACUGAAUAGAUUGGAAGAACUGCCAAUAUUAGUUGUUCUCAAUGACACCAAAGACAUGACAGAGUCUAGUAACUAUUACAAGCUCCUUAAGAUUUUAUUUGAUGGUCUUGAUGAAAGUGUUCAAUUCACCUUUAUUGCUUUUGGAAUGACUCCAGUCUUUUUGGAUCCGACCAGUGCCGAUGCUGUAGUGAACUUCAAUUUCAGUGAAAAGGCUAAUAAUAACAUUUAUCCACUUGUAAACUAUAAUCUCUUGAAGACAUUUGACUUGCCAAGUGGACGAAGAUUGUAUGGAAUGCACCCUAUUAUCAGUGAAUUCACCAGAUUAAUUGUUGAAGAUAAUCCAAGUUGGUCAAAGAUGCAACAUACAACGUGUAGAGCUUCUAUGGUAAAAACUUCACCUCAAUGCGAAUCGCUUUCAUUUAUUAUUGCAGACUACAGUGACAUGACAUUUCAGCAACCGAUAUGGGAAAAUUCCGGUAAAGUACCAAAAAUUCUGGUGCAUAAUGGAUUGACUGAACGUGAUGAGCGUAGGAUUUUAAUUGAAACAAUGAGCAUUGGACUUGAAUUUUAUAACCUUGGUGAAUAUACUAAAUGCACAGAUUUUCUACUCCAAGCAAGUGGACAAACAAAAGAUAAUACAGAUAUCCUACUUCUUAAGAUUCUGGCAGUCUGUGCAUUUAAAGCAACAGAAAAAUACCUUAAACAAGGCAAUUUAAAUCUGAGCGCUGAGUAUAGCAGUUUGUUGCUUAAGACGUUGAAUUUGAUCAAAACAGACCCGUGCGUUGUUGUCAAUUGUCUAUUUAAUCUUGGCACCUUGUCGAACAACACGAGGUUUCACAAAGAUGCUGCAUUUUUUUUAAAAAGAGCCCUAACAAAUUAUCAACAACAAUAUCAACAACAGAACUGUAGCAAAGAAAAUUUAGGAUCUUUGGCUUUAAACCUUGGAAAGACCUUUUAUAAACACAGGCAAUAUCAGGAAACCAUAAAUGUUUUACUUAUAUCAGUUAAUCUACUGAAAAGCCAUGAUGACCAACUUGCAGCUGAUCGGAUACUUGCUGAUAGUUAUUAUAAGACACAAAAUUAUGAAACCUGCUUUCAAAUUCUAAGAAGAGUUCUUAACAGUUCUUAUGAAGUUGAUUAUCAAAAACAAAAGCAUGUCUUUCAAGCUCUGACAGAAUUAGCCUACAAAGCAACUCAUAUAUAUCUCAAUCAAAGUAACAUUGCUAUGGUCAUCCAAUUAAACAUUUUGUCUCUUAAUACACUGAAAAUGCUAGAAACAGACUCAUGUAUUGUUUCAUCACUGUAUUUCCGUAUUGGCCUUAACAUAGGCAUGUUAUACAGACUUGCUGGUUUUGCUUUUAACCAGACUUGGGCAUUACAUGCUGCUUUUGCUUUUAACCAGACUUGGGAAUUUCAUAAACAGAAUAAAUGCGGUGAAGAUGAUUUGGGGCUUGUAGCUUAUCACCUUGGGGAAGCCUACUUUUGCUGUAGCAAAUAUCACGAUAGUAUAGAUAUUUUACACAUAGCUGUUGGUUUAUUGGAAAAAAACAUUACAUAUCAAUUUAUGGCUAAUAGUUUGCUUGCUUUAAGUUACUAUGAGAUAGAAGACCAUGAAACAAGUUACCAAAUUGCAAGAAACAUGCUCAGCAACAAUUCUUUGAACACAAUCAACAGCUUGUAUUUGUAUAAAGCAGUUCUUGUGAAUCUGACAAAUAUUGUAACAUUAGCAGCAAUGGAAUACCAUAUCCAAGGCAAUUACAACCAAAGCAUUGAAUUUUACCAAUUAUCUAUUGUGACAUUGAAAAUGUUAGAUCCACACUCAUGUUCAAUUGCUUUGCUGUAUUCUUACCUGGGCACAGUGCUCUAUCAUGUGCAGAGACAUGCAGAUGCAGCAAUUGCUUUAAAUAAGGCGUUGAAAUUUUAUCAAUGGAAAGGGUGUGAUAAAGAAGAUGUUGGAGAUGUAGCAAUUGCCAUUGGGAAUUCUUUUUUUAUGAUUGGCCAAUACUAUAAAAGUAUAGAGUUUGUACUUGGAACAGUUAACGUAUUGAAGAAAAAUCCUAAUCAUCGAUUUGAGGCUAAUUAUAUUAUUGCUACUAGCUAUUUUAUGUUACAUGAUUAUGAAAACAGUUUUGAACUUCUUAGGAAGGCCCUUGAUUGUUCAUAUAUACAUCAAGUUGAUCAGCUGAGGUACAAGCAGGAGCUUGAGAUUCUGAGAAAGCUUGCAAUAAAAUAUUCACAACCACAUAAGGCUAUUAACCUAAGCAUUGAAUAUGACCAUGUAUACAUGUAUACAUUUAUCAUUUCUUUUUCCUUAUUCAUUUUCUGUCUUAUUUUGUCAUUUAAAGUGUUUCAAAAGAUUUUUAAAUAGUACUACCAGGCUGAUAAUUAAUAUAAC